Molecule: messenger RNA, 1065 nt
Organism: Trichophyton rubrum CBS 118892
Lineage: Eukaryota; Fungi; Ascomycota; Eurotiomycetes; Onygenales; Arthrodermataceae
Exons: 1
Coding region: 1-1065 (354 amino acids)
Source: RefSeq, a predicted model, not a curated record
AUGCGUCUUGGAAAGGCUGCGGAGAACGCUCUCCCACUACUGAACCAGAUUGCUGCUUCAGCCAUCUCUUGGUCAUCAGGAAGAAUUGAUGUCUUCGGCCUUGGGACGAACAAUGGCUUAUAUCAUAAAUGGUGGAACGGCGCCUGGGGUCCAUCUACCACUGGAUGGGAAUAUUUAGGCGGUGUUUUCUCUGCCGAGCCAACUUCCGUCUCCUGGGGUGAGAAUAGAAUUGACAUAUUCGGACUCGGAACCGAUAACCAAAUGUACCAUAAAUACUGGGACGGACAAGCCUGGGGCCCUUCACAGACUGGAUAUGAAGCCCUUGGUGGAGUAUUCAGCAGUGAGCCAACUGCCAUUUCAUGGGGAGAAAACCGCCUUGACAUCUUUGGACUUGGAACAGACAAUGCUUGCUAUCAUAAAUCGUGGAACGGACAAGCCUGGGGGCCAUCUCAGACCGGUUGGGAAAACCUCGGGGGUGUGUUCGUCAGCAAGCCUGCGGCUGUCUCUUGGGGAGCUAACCGAAUUGACCUAUUUGGAAUUGGAACUGACAACCAAAUGUAUCACAAAUGGUGGGACGGAUCCAGAUGGGGCCCUUCAGCUUCCGGCUGGGAGGCACUUGGCGGAGUAUUCAACAGCUAUCCUGUUGUGGUCUCUUGGUCUGAGAACCGUCUCGACAUAUUCGGUAUCGGAACAAACAACGGACUUUUCCAUAAGUGGUGGGACGGACAAGCCUGGGGCCCAUCUCAGCUAGGAUGGGAGGAUCUUGGAGGUGUUUUGAGUAGCCCUCCAUCUGCCGUUGCUUGGGGUGCAAACCGUCUAGAUAUUUUCGGCACAGGAACUGAUAAUCAGAUGUAUCACAAAUGGUGGGAUGGCUCACGAUGGGGUGGAUGGGAAGCCCUUGGCGGUGUUUUCAGCAGUGGCCCAUCAACCUGCUCCUGGGCAAGUGGCCGUUUGGAUAUCUUCGGGCUUGGGACCAACAAUGCAAUGUACCACAAAUCCUGGAGUGGGCGAUGGGGGCCAUCACAAACAGGCUGGGAGAACCUUGGAGGCGUUUUCAACCAUUAG